AGAUAUACAAAACCAUUAACCUUUGCUGACUGUAUUGGUGAUGAGUUGCCACUUGGAUGGGAAGAAGCCUAUGACACGCAAGUUGGUGUAUUCUACAUUGACCAUAACAGUCAAACCACACAGAUAGAGGAUCCUCGAGUGCAAUGGAGAAGACAACAGGAGUGCAUGUUAAAAGACUACCUAGUGCUUGCUCAGGAAGCUCUAGAUGCUCAAAAAGAGAUUUACCAAGUCAAACAGCAAAGGCUUGAACUAGCCCAGCAGGAAUACAGGCAGCUUCACGAUGUUUGGAAACAUAAGCUUGGAUCUCAGCCAAGUUUGGCCUCAAGUUCCUCUUCUAAUUCAAAAUAUGAUCCUGAAAUUCUGAAAGCUGAAAUUGCUACUGCAAAGUCCAGGGUUAACAAACUGAAGAGAGAAGUAGCCUAUAUGCAGCAGGAACUACAAUACAAGGAAAAUGGCUACCAAACACUUCGACAAAUUGACCUGAAAAUGUCAGGAAACCAUUGUGGUUAUAAACUUGAUGAAGCUCAAGCUAUUCUGAAUGAAAUGAAAGCCAUCAAAAAAGCGAUCAGUUCAGGAGAACGAGAGAAACGGGAGCUAAUACAGAGUCUUGCCAAGUUGAAAAAUGGCUUUGUCAUUGACAAAGGAUCUCAGUCAGAUCUCUGGACCAGUGAGACUUCUUUGAAUAGCUCAUGUCUAUCUUUGCGCAGAAAUGUUAGUUCCCAGACUGAUAUUUCCGGAAAUCUUGCUUUGAAAAGUAAUAACCAGUUGGCUGAGAAGGUCAGAUUACAACUUCAAUAUGAGGAGGCGAAGAGACGAAUAUCCAAUGUAAAAAUACAGCUGGCAAGACUGGACAGUGAGGCUUGGCCUGGUGUUCUUGACUCUGAACGUGAUCGGCUGAUCUUAAUAAAUGAGAAAGAGGAGCUCUUAAAAGAGAUGCGCUUUAUUAGUCCAAGAAAAUGGAGUCAGUCUGAUGUGGAACGACUAGAAACUGAAAAGAAACAAUUAGAAGAAGAUUUGCAAGCUGCAAGAGAUACCCAAAGCAAAGCAUUGACUGAAAGGUUAAAGAUGUGCAGUAAAAGGAAUCAGUUGGUUAGAGAACUUGAAGAGACAACCAGGUUAAUGGCAACACUACACAUACAACUGAGAAGCCUCUCUACUAGCACUCAGUCACUUUCAUCUGGGAGCAGUCCUGGAUCUCUUGCUUCGAGUCGGGGAUCUCUGGUCACCUCUAGCCAGGACUCUUCAACAUCAGCAAGCUUUACAGAUCUGUACUAUGAACCUUUGGAUCAGCUUGAUACUGAAUACCAGAACAAAGUUGAAUUUAUGCUACAAGAAGGGACAUCUGGUUAUAGACCAUCUGACUCUAUCACCACUAUUCAUGAAAAUGAAGUAGUAAAGUCGCAAAACACAGAUUCAACAAACCGUGUCCAGGCCUUGAGAUCUUUGUCUGGUACUCCUAAAUCUGUGACAUCUUUAUCUCCUAGAUCAUCUUUUUCCUCCCCAUCUCCUCCUUCUUCACCACUUGUAACUGGGUCUCUUUUGACUGGAGAUGAUUUCUUGAGCCAUAUGGACUUUAAAGAUUUUGAUUUAAGCAGGCAAUUUUUAGAACUUGGUCUUGCUGCUGAGCCAGUGAAGAAGCCAAUAGAUGGAAGCUAUGAACAUGAAAUAGAAGGCAACCCUACUGGACAAGGUUUAGGUUGCUUUCCAUUGCCUGGGUUGGAAGUUUCUGCUGUAUCAGCAGCGGUAUCAGAUGAGUCUGUGGCUGGAGACAGUGGUGUAUAUGAAGCAACAACACAAAGGCAGGUGUUGGAACUUGUUGAUUUUGAAAAUGAGGAUGCAAGGACUUUGGCUACUGCAAGAAUCAAUAUCGGAAUGAAGUAUGAACAGAAAAAGCAAGUGUUUGCUAUAUUUAUUAUUCACUUAGAUAAUUCACCCGCUUUAUUGCUACAACAGGACAAGACUUUAUAUGUCCGUGUUGCCAUUCUUCCCUGUUCUGAAAAUACAAUCUGCUUGUUCCGUACAAGAACUGUGGAUUCAUCAGACAUUGUAGUGUUCAAUGAAAUGUUUUUGGCACCUGUAUCCCUUGCGGUGUUACAUCAAAAGACUUUGCAAGUUGAUGUGUGCACACUAAGAAAACAUCGAGAAGAAUGCAUGGGUGGAGCACAAAUAAGCCUGGCUAAUGUUUGUAGAGCUGGUGAGAAAGAAGUAUAUUGCUACAACCUAUUACGUUAUCAAUACCCAAAGAAGCAAAAGCACAGUAAUAAGCAAGAACCAAGGAGUUCUGAAGCAAACCCUGAUGGAAAUUCUGACUUGGUGUGUUCACUUUUAGAACAUUCUGCUGCUAAAGUAGAAAGCGUUGAGCAGCAGCAGGAAGACGCCAGACAAGAUGAUGACAGGGAUGCCCACUGGAUUGAAGAACAGGAUGUUGCUCAGGAUGAAGAACCUACUACGGAUAAUGAAGAAGAAAAUGAAUGUGAUGAGAAUGAACAGAGUGACACAGAAGACCCUAAUAGCCCUGAACAGCUGAGCAUGGAAUGUGCUGGCAUUAAGGUGGACAAGGAGACAAAUACUGAAAGGAUUCUUCAGUCAGCCACUGUUGUGCGGCCAAAAGAAAAAAAAGCAUCAAAUACUAUGCAAGCACAAUUUAUCAGAGGCAAUACCAUAAUCCGCUCCAAAACCUUUUCUCCUGGGCCUCAAAAUGAAUACAUUUGCCGACUGAAUCGAAGUGACAGUGAUAGUUCGACUCUUUCCAAGAAGCCACCUUUUGUGAGGAAUGCAAUGGAAAGACGCAGUAUGAGAGUUAAAAGGCCAUCCUUGAAGUCCUCUGGCAGAGAACGUGUAAUUCGUACAUCUCUGGACCUGGAAUUAGAUCUGCAGGCUUCAAGGACGUGGCAUAAUCAGCUUAUUGAAGAAAUUGCUGUACUAAGAGAGCUGAAAGAACAGUUAGAGCAAGCCAAACGUCAAGGUGAAAAUGAGCUGCCUCAGAGGAUGAAGGAUGAUGAAAGCUUUAAGCUUCUGUUCAGACAAGUGGAGAAGCAAGUGCAAAAAAUAGAGCAGAAAUAUGAAACGCAAGCAGAGAAGAUGAUGAAAGCAGCCGCUAAGGAUGUACGUCGCCUCGACGAGGACAAAGCUGUAAGGAACCACUGGAAGUCCAAUCUUUCAGGGAGAAAAUGGCAUUUUUCACCCGGCCAAGAAUUAACAUUCCCACUCUUGCUGCAGAUGAUGUUU
This is a messenger RNA of Staurois parvus, 3228 nucleotides long. Lineage: Eukaryota; Metazoa; Chordata; Amphibia; Anura; Ranidae. The record is from the annotation of a GenBank genome assembly.